Molecule: messenger RNA, 231 nt
Organism: Aspergillus chevalieri
Lineage: Eukaryota; Fungi; Ascomycota; Eurotiomycetes; Eurotiales; Aspergillaceae
Exons: 2
Coding region: 1-231 (76 amino acids)
Source: RefSeq, a predicted model, not a curated record
AUGAGGAUCGAUUUCAGCAGUUGCCUGGGCUAUGAUCUCGACACGGAAUAUCACCGCCCAACCGCGAUCCUCGCUCUCAGAUACACGAUUGCCUGGGACGAACUGGUUAGUGUCAGAUUGUUCGACCCACUCAUCCCUCCCCGCAAUUCUCGAAAUCGCCCUGGCGAAGACCUGCAAGUCGGAAAGAGAGAUAAAGAGCACCUUGCGCAAGCUAUGGAGUCCAAGAAAUGA